This is a messenger RNA of Pterocles gutturalis (yellow-throated sandgrouse), 1274 nucleotides long. Its product is annotated as toll-like receptor 6. Lineage: Eukaryota; Metazoa; Chordata; Aves; Pterocliformes; Pteroclidae. The record is from RefSeq and is a predicted model, not a curated record. The annotation marks the transcript as partial. The transcript has a single exon. Gene Ontology annotation, molecular function: lipopeptide binding; Toll-like receptor 2 binding; transmembrane signaling receptor activity. Gene Ontology annotation, biological process: immune response; toll-like receptor signaling pathway; inflammatory response. Gene Ontology annotation, cellular component: membrane.
AGAACAAAGAUGGGCAGAUAAGAAAACUAUUGAGCAUCUCCAAGGAACCAGAAACCAGUAUGACAGAAAAUAUGAAAUCUCUCAGAAACUUUUUUCUUUACAAGUGUCUGUUUGCAUUAACUUUUUGGAACCAUGUCAGCCCAUCUGUGGAAAAUGAACUCUUUACAUCUGUUUCUAAUGAUUUUCCAGAAGAUGGUUCUGACAAAAAAAUCAACAGCCUGACACUCCCAUAUACCAAUAGGUAUCGGUCCAAAGCUAAUUUUGAUUGGAUUGUGAUACAAAAUACUACAGAAAGCCUGUCAUUGUCAGAAAUCACAAAUGGCAAUGUGAAAAAAUUAGUAUCUUUGUUGUCUAAUUUCAGACCAGGCUCCAGGUUACAAAAUCUGACACUUACAAAUGUGUCAGUGGACUGGAAUGCUCUUAUGGAAAUUUUUCAGACUGUAUGGCACUCAUCCAUUGAAUACUUCAAUAUUAACAGUGUAACACAAUUGUCGGUCAUCAAAGGCUAUGAUUUUAACUAUUCAGGUACUUCUAUGAAAGCACUGACAAUGAAGAAAGUUUUAAUCACAGAUCUGUACUUCUCGCAGGAUGACUUAUACAAAAUAUUUGCAGACAUGAAUAUUGCAGCCUUGACAAUAGCUGAAUCAGAGAUGAUACAUAUGCUGUGUCCUUCGGCAAACAGUUCCUUUAUAUAUUUAAACUUUUUAAAGAACGAUUUAACAGAUCUUCUUUUUCAAAAAUGUGACAAAUUAAUUCAACUGGAGACAUUAAUAUUGCAGAGGAAUAAAUUUGAAAGCCUUUCUAAAGUAAGCUUCAUGACCAGCCGUAUGAAAUCACUGAAAUACCUGGACAUGAGCAGCAACUUGCUGCAUCACGAUGGAGCUGAUGUGCAAUGCCAAUGGGCUGAGUCUCUGACAGAGCUGGACCUGUCCUCAAAUCAGUUGACGGAUGCCGUGUUUGAGUGCUUGCCAGCCAACACCCAAAAACUCAACCUACAAAACAAUCAGAUCACUAGUGUCCCCAAGGGGAUGGCUGAGCUGAAAUCCUUGACAGAGCUGAACCUGGCGUCGAACAGGCUGGCUGACCUGCCGGGGUGCAGUGGUUUUAUGUCUCUGGAGUUCCUGAACAUAGAGAUGAAUUCAAUCCUCACCCCAUCUGCUGACUUCUUCCAGAGCUGCCCAAGGGUCAGGGAGCUACAAGCUGGGCACAACCCGUUCAAGUGUUCCUGUGAGCUGCAAGAUUUUAUCCGUCUGGAGAGGCGGUCUGGGGGGAAG